Messenger RNA from Drepanopeziza brunnea f. sp. 'multigermtubi' MB_m1, 1497 nucleotides. RefSeq lists its product as uncharacterized. Lineage: Eukaryota; Fungi; Ascomycota; Leotiomycetes; Helotiales; Drepanopezizaceae. Gene Ontology annotation, molecular function: protein binding. Gene Ontology annotation, biological process: SCF-dependent proteasomal ubiquitin-dependent protein catabolic process. Gene Ontology annotation, cellular component: SCF ubiquitin ligase complex; cytoplasm. The record is from RefSeq and is a predicted model, not a curated record.
AUGGAAGAUUCAAUCCCAGAGCUUGAAGAGUUCCGCCAACAAUGGCGAGCAGAGGUAUCCGCAAGAUCACAAACCGAUGCCCAUAGAGAGACGAAGGCAAAAAAGAUUCCCCGCAGACCACCGCCUAUCACCCGCCAGAGCUCCAGCAGAGUCUCGAAUGCUGUGAAGGAUGAGGAAGAAGACGUACCGGCUCGCAAUUUUGAUAAUUUAGACGGAUGGCGGGAAGAAUUUGGCAAUGGAGAAAGCUCUAAGACAGUGGCAAAAGAGCCUCAGUCUGCUUUGGAGCACUACGAGAAGGCGGUAGAGAGAGAAUCGGCUGGCAAUCUUGGAGAUAGCCUGACUCUCUACCGCAAAGCUUUCCGUAUGGAUGAUCGAGUUGAUCAGAAAUACAAGAACAAACACUUUCCACCAUCAUACUUUGCUUCGAAACCUACCAGUACAAACCCUUCGAAUUCUCCCGUAACGGUACCUAGUACCACCCACCACCCCCUAGACGGGCACACACAGACCACAAGAGAACUUAUUGCUGGAUUCUCUGGUCUCAAGAUCGAGCCCGCACCACCAGCCAUUGAAGGUACACCGGCUCCUCCAUGUCCACUUAGAGAGCUGCCUGAUGAGAUACUUGUCCAUAUACUCAUGGAGGUUGCUAUCAAAGAUGUUGCAUCCUUUGGCAAACUUGCACAGGUAUGCAAAAGAAUGGCGUACUUGGUCGCCACCGAAGAGCAAAUUUGGAAGCGGGUCUCUCUUGGCUCUGAAGUCGGAUUUGGUGCUAUGCAUUACCAAUGGCAACGAGAAAUUCUCGGCGGUCCAUUGACAGAAGAUGCAGACUUCGAAGCUGAAGAUUUCAAUGCCGAGGCUACGGCUCUGCCCAUGAAAAAGAUGGAUAUUACAGAAAGUCUCCAUAGCAGCUAUGCAGGUUCAUGGCAUCAAAUGUUCCGGACACGACCUCGUAUCCGUUUCAAUGGCUGUUAUAUCAGUACUGUCAACUAUCAGAGGGCUGGACAAGCAUCCCAGUCCCAAGUUACCUGGCACAGUCCGGUCCACAUCGUCACUUACUAUCGGUACUUACGGUUCUUCCGAGAUGGAACGGUCAUCAGUCUUCUCACAACCCAUGAGCCAGCCGAGGUUGUCCAUCAUCUCACCAAAGAACUGCAAGAGACUCAUCGAGGUGGUGCUGGAGGAUACCUUCCUUCGAUAUUCAUGCAGCACGCCUUGAGGGGGCGAUGGCGAUUAUCAACAGCUACUGAUAACCCCGAAGUCGACCUCAAGCAAGCUGAAGGAGAUGUCUUCAUAGAAACCGAAGGAGUGAGCGCCAAGUAUAUGUAUCGAAUGAAGCUCUCCUUACGGUCCGUUGGAAAGGGCGCACGAAACAACAAGCUUGUAUGGCAAGGCUUCUGGAGCUACAAUCUUCUGACCGAUGACUUCGGGGAGUUCACGUUGAGAAAUGACAAGGCAUUCUUCUGGAGCCGCGUCAAGAGCUAUGGCGAUGGAGCUUAG